UUACGUCAUAUGCGGUAGUACAUUCAUUCAGCAAUGGCUGCCAUGACAGCGAUAGAGAUAGAGAAGCGUCGUGGGAAGAAUGCUGCCCUGUCCAUCGCUGCUGUGGUCAUUGUUUUAGGCCUGCCUUUAUGGUGGAAGACCACAGAAACCUACCGUGCCUGGCUGCCUUACUCCCAAAUCUCUGAGCUGGACUCCUUACAGCUUCAGCUAAGCGUCGAUGUUGAGGUGGUGUUUUCUCGAGGAACCCUGAGUCCCGAGCAGCAGAAGAAGGUCCCGUUCAGUCAAACUAGAGAGCAGGAGCACCAAGUAGACGCUAAGAAUGGUCUGCGGUACAGGUAUGAAACCAAAUAUCGCACGGCCACUAUCAUGGAAGAAGACGCUUUAAAUCAGCCCACAGCUCAAGAGGCGGAUCUUUCUCUGCACACGCUCAGCGAGAGUGCGUGCGGCUCCGUGGUCGUGUAUGUCAUCCCCGAGUCUUCCAACUUGCUCCCAGCGGACGUGAAAGUAUACGUGGGUCGGUGGCGCACUGCGCUGCUGCGUACUGCUCAAUUUCCACCUGCUGGGAGUCUGAAAGAGGUUCUGUCCGCUCUGGAGCCUCAGGUCAAGCAGGUGAUCGACACCAUGUCCUUCACCCACCAGGAGAUCAUGGGUGCUCUGAGCGACCGAAUCCGCAUCAGCCAGGUCAGCAAGGAGAGCCUGGUCGACAGCAUGAGGGCCAUCAAGUCCAGCCCAGGAUAUGAAAUCACCUUUAGCCUCCUGAACCCUGACCCCAAAUCCCACAGCCUGCACUGGGACAUCGAGGGAGCCGUUCAGAGCUACAUCCAGCCUCUUCUGAACAAACUGGCCCCGAUAGCCAACUUCUCUGUGGACUCGCAGAUCCUGUACUAUGCAGUGAUGGGGGUCACCCCUCGUUUUGACAACACCGUAUCGGCAUAUGUUCUCAACACAGCCAGCCUGGCACACGUAAUCAACCCUGUGGAGGCCAGGCUAGGAUCUAAUGCUGCAUCUUCGUACCCGGUCCUGAACUUUCUGCUGUACGUACCCGAAGCUCAUCACUCCCCACUCUUCAUCAGAGACCACAGGAAGAACGAAGUACCCUCAAACGCCUUCCACAGCCCCCGCUGGGGCGGGAUAAUGGUAUACAACGUAAAUGACAUGUACGAGCCUGAGGCGGAAUUUCCCGUAGAUAUCAACAUCAACAUGGGCAAAGUUAUGGGUGUCUUCCUGGCACAGUUGAGACUGUUAUUAGGAGUACAGAAGACACAACCUCCCCCCGGGUUCCUCCUGCAAAGUCCAGGCAGCGCCGGAUUGACCGACUGGGAGCUGGACCGGCUGCUGUGGAGUCGUAGCGUAGAGAAUGUAGCUACCGCUACGACCACCAUCACCUCACUCGCUCAGCUUCUCGACAGGAUUAGCAACAUUGUGAUUAACGACAAUAUCGCAGAGCAGGUGUCCAGUGCGGUGACAUCGCUCCAGGCUGCCAUGGCUGAGCUGGAGGCUGGGAACUUAGCCUUCGCCCUGCAGUACAGUCGAGAGGCCAUAUUGGCUUCUGAGAAAGCGUUUUUUGAUCCCUCUCUUUUGCAUCUAUUAUACUUUCCUGAUGAUCAGAAGUUUGCCAUUUACAUCCCUCUCUUCCUGCCCAUGUGCGUGCCCAUUGUGCUCUCGCUGCUUAAGAUCUUCAAUGAGGUUAGACAGAAACGUGCCGAAAAGCUGGCCAAAAAGGAUUAACAGGGACACACUUGCACACACACACAAUGUGUCGGAACCUGUGGGUGUGGUUUCUAUCCACUGGUUUUUCGUUACACUGUAAAUUGUUACUAAAGACCGUAUGUUGUGUAGCAGACGAACACAACAGAAUCAGUGACUACUAGUGGAAGAGUUGUAUACAUUUUUUUUUUUUCUAAGUCUUUGAAUCAGUUCUCUAUGGUGUGCACCAAUGAUCUGAUUCACAGUAUCUGCUGUAAGCCUUUUUGCCAUUACUCACUAUAAGGGGGAAAAUAUCCACUUUAUAUUCCUUCUGUCACACUCCUAAUCUUUGUAAUGUGCGCUGGCUGGGCGAAAAAAAAAUGCCCACACCCCCAACUUUUUAUUCAUUCAUCCUUAGCCAUGAUUACAGCACACAAUGUGGUGGCCAGAUCAUGUGUGAAAAUUACUUCUCAAGCUUAGAGAACCACUCUUUCACAAUUUGCAUCCUGGAAUAUACCUCAUACCAUCAGGAAGGAAACUCCAUAGAUGUGAUAACCUGGUCGUUCAGUACGUUCAGGUCACCAGCUGACUUCAUUUUAUUGCCACAUAAUGUGGCUGAGUCUAGACCUGCGCAACUGAAACAACCCCAGAUCAUAACACUUCAGAGGCUUGUACGAUGGCCAUCAUGCAUGAUCGCUUCAAGCGCUUCUCUUCUUAUCCUGACACUCUCAUCAUUCUGGAAUAGGCUCAAUCUGAACUCAUCAGACCACAUGACCUUUCCAUUGUUCGAAAAUAGAAUGUCUAUGCUCCCUAGCAAACUGAAGCCUUUUUUUUUUGUCUCAAUAACAAGCGGUUUUCUUAUGGACACAUGGCUAUUAAGUCCCAAUACCCCGAGUUCUCACCACAUUGUGUGUGUAUAAAAAUGCUCCUACUUUCACUAUUAAACAUGGCUCUGGGUUUCUUUUUACCAUGCAA
Clarias gariepinus (North African catfish) is the source of this 2661-nucleotide messenger RNA. RefSeq names its product phosphatidylinositol glycan anchor biosynthesis, class S (gene pigs). Gene Ontology annotation, cellular component: GPI-anchor transamidase complex. Lineage: Eukaryota; Metazoa; Chordata; Actinopteri; Siluriformes; Clariidae. The record is from RefSeq and is a predicted model, not a curated record. The transcript has 12 exons. Gene Ontology annotation, biological process: attachment of GPI anchor to protein. Bases 34 to 1728 code for a protein of 564 amino acids.